This is a messenger RNA of Mya arenaria, 3873 nucleotides long. RefSeq lists its product as uncharacterized. The coding region runs from base 263 to 1123 and encodes 286 amino acids. Gene Ontology annotation, biological process: extrinsic apoptotic signaling pathway via death domain receptors; positive regulation of transcription by RNA polymerase II; immune response. The record is from RefSeq and is a predicted model, not a curated record. Lineage: Eukaryota; Metazoa; Mollusca; Bivalvia; Myida; Myidae. Gene Ontology annotation, cellular component: membrane; cell surface. The transcript has 5 exons. Gene Ontology annotation, molecular function: cytokine activity; tumor necrosis factor receptor binding; CD40 receptor binding.
CAUACCUUAUCUGAGACUCUUUCAUAGUUUGAUACGCAUUUUCAUUUUUUCCUCUACUUGUUCAACCCUAAAAAAAACUGGCCUUUGAUAACAGUUUAAAUUCCUGGUGAAUGACGUGGAUCUACGUCGAUAAAUUAUGCAGUAUUUUCUGGAAAUCGGAGUGUUUGCUGUUAAGAAAAUGGCGGAGUAUGGAACGUCUAUAUUUUUAUUUCCACCAAUGCAGUAGGCUUCAAUACCAUCGUUAACAAGGCCAUAGCGGACAAUGGAUUUUGCUUGUAAAAUAACGGUCAAAAAGAGGCAUGCCGUCAUUUGCAUUGUGAUAAACGUUCUUUUGACGGCUGCUUUUUUGAUACUUAUAACAAUCUGGGCGUGUGUAAGAGCAUCUCUAACGAGUCCUCAUGGAAGCUCAUCGUGUAUUACUUGCGACAACAUGAUGUCUAAAACUUACAAAACAUCAGGCCCAAGAGGUAGUCAUUAUGCUAUCAAGAUGAGAGAAGAUGGGAUUUGCUGUGGACCCGUCGAAAUCCUUGCUCAGACUUUGUUACAAAAGGAAAUAGUUGAACAGUACUACGACUACAGCAGCCAAACCCUGCUUGACAUACUAGACGAAGCGAUGCUUGUUGAUUGUGAAAGAGAAACAAACAACAGACAGCCCAUCUCGAAAAUUGUCGGAAUUGUAGAAUUCAAACCUAGCUACACAGUUGACGGUCAUUACAGAAUCCUGUGGAAUAAAAACGGGCGCACAUUUUCAGCGAACAAUUGCAUCCACUUGGAACUUGAAGGAGAAAUAUUUGUCAGACAACCUGGCUACUACAUUGUUUCUUCGCAACUGAAUCUUAGACGACAAAAGGAGACAGGCACGUUUAGAAAUGAAACCAGACCGACGAUCUUCAAUCAUCAUGUCGAUCUCCUUUCACACCAAUAUGGUACGACGGGUAUCCUGAUGCAAACCAAGAAAUCGAUUGAAAGAAAUGACGGUUACUAUUCAAGUUUCCUGUCAGCGGUGUUUAAGCUAAAUAAGUAUGAUAGGCUCUCAGUGUCUGUGUCGAAUCCUGAACUUUUAAAUAUUAACAACCUCAACGAUCAUUUUCUGAUUUACUUUACGUAUGAUCUGCCAUACUAAAUUUGGACUUAAUUUUAUCAAGCAAUACUUUACUUUUAAGACCUAUGUGAUGCCCUUUUAUUUCCACGCAAACGAAUUAAAUAUUUUUUUUUUAUAUAAAGUUAGAUUAUAAAGUUAUAUUAGCAAAAUAGAAAAACAAUCUUAGUACCAAAACAUAUUGGGGUAUAUAUAGGCCAUACUAUAACAUGGCAUAUGCUAUUAAGCAAGAUUUGCAAUGCGCUUAAUUUAAAACUUUCUGUUAUUAAGCAUUCUAUGAAUGAAAAUAUGUAGUGUUUGCUGUACAAUUAAUAUACAGUGUCUUUUUUUAUUUUUGCUGACCAGUAUAAUCUUAAACACGCAGACUAAUAUAAGAAAAAAUACUUAUAAGCUAUAUCACUUGCAAAAUAAGUAUACAUAAGCCUGUAGGAACACCAUCAAUUAAAAUGUUUGAACAACUGAAAGGGGAUGACCUUUAUCUAACAUAUUCAAUUCAUUACUGUGUAUAAAACCUUAAACAGCUAAUGCCCUGAAUAUAUGAAGGGUCUGAUUACUUUCUCGAAUAAUGAAACGUAGAAUUAACGAUUGUCCAAAUUAGAUUUAAAACACAACACAUUAUUUUCUAUUCAUAGCUGGCUUUUCUGGAACGAUUUUACUAAAAAUGUGGGAUCUGCUUUGACGGUGCAAUCUUUGUAAUCAAAGGUAAAAAUUAUUUACUUAACAUCGAUCUGUUUAGUUUAAAGAGAUCAGACAAUAAUCAUAGGCACCAAAAGAACAUUAUUGCUAGACUUACAAAUAACAAGUUAGCAAUUUAGAAAUCAAAUACUAACUGAUUUUAUUUGAACUUUGUUGUUGGUUUUAUGAUAAAUAUUUAUGCAAAAAGGUACAGAAACAUGCUCAGUAGCAAAAAGUUUAAACAUAAACCCGGUUUAAUGACAAUGGGCAAACGCCAAAGACAUAGAACACAAAAGACAGUUUGCCCUUAAAUAGAUCAGUAGAUGUUUAUUUUAACCGAUUUUGGAAUCCCACAACACUAUUGUGCCACAAAUACUAACGGGGGUCCUAACCUAGCGACUCUCAAACAGCCAAUUGAAUUGUAAAUGAUUGUUUUGCAAACAUUUUUGUAAAUAUUUGUCUUUGUGAGGAUAAUCUCUAUUGCUAUUUUUAUGCGUGGUGAUUAACUCAGACGUGAAAGCAUAUGAAUAUAUAACAGGGGUUAACUCUGAAUAAAAGUACUAAAUAAAAGGGUCUGCGUGUAAAUGCUCCUUAGAAUCCACAUGUUCGACAUUGGAAAAGUAAUCAAUAUUUAAAAUCGUAAGCGAACAUGAUUGUAACCUUUACUUCAAAUGAUUCAUCAUUAUUUAUAUACCUUAAAAUUCUUACUUUUUUGUUAUUAUCAACAUGUUUCAAUGUCUCAAGGUUGUAACUUUUGUUUGUAAUUAAUUUUCGACAUGUACAGUGAUUCCAUGUUUGAUGGUGAUAAUAACUUUUAUUUGUUAUGAUUUAAUGAUAUCAUGGUUUAUUCAAAUUUGAAAACGGUAAAUUGUAUCGUUAUUUAAGUGUGUCCAUGUUUUUUGUUAAGGUGACAACCUUUUUUGGAGUGAAUUAUAGAUGUAUAUUGUAUAUUAAUAUGUAAACCACCAACAAUCCUUUUUAUUUUUAUUUAUCUAUAUCCAUGCUUCGAGGCGGUUACUUGUUUGUUAACGAUUGCUGUAUUAUAAUGUAUCUAUGAUUCAAGCCAGUCUAUUUUGUUCUUAACGAGUUAUCGAUACAUAAAAUGAUGUAUAGUGUAUCCAUGUUUGAAGGCCGAACCUUUUUUUUAAUGUUUACUCGAUAUGUAUAGUUAAUUGAAGUUUCAAUGAGGUAACUGUUAUUGUGAACGAUUUGUACUGUAUGUUUAUAUGAAGGUUAUGGCGUUGACAUUGAACGAUGUAUUGACAUUAAUGGAAUGUUCAUGUUAAACAUUGUCAAACACCUUUUGCCUUUUGAAAUUAUUGUAAAUUAUAUUUGACACUAUGAUAAAACGUAUGUUGUGUUAUGGGUCCCAGAUUUGGGGUUAUGAAUUAAGUCCUAAUAUGAAAUAAAUACAAAAUAUGUUUGCAGGAAACAUCUUGGUAUUAAUACUAUUUUGAUUGGGAUUCUAAUUGCACAUAUGUAACUUAUUUACUCUUUUGUAAUUAAACCUUUCAGAAAGAUUACACAUUAAUAUAUUUUGUAUUGAAUAUAAAUAGUUGAAGGGAAGAAAUCAUGCUCAAUAUUUAUAAUAUGCUUGAAUGAAUGCAUUCCCAUGACACAACUUAUCAUGUGCUAAUUCUGUAUGCUAUGUAUUUUGGACCGGUGGCAAUAUAUAUUGUUUUCUGCGUUGGAGUAAGACGAAUUAGAAGACAAUUAGUUUUCAUUGUCUGUAAUGGAUUAACCGCCAGUUGGCGUUUUAUAAGCACGAUUGAUCUAUAAUUUACAAGCAAAUGUUUAAGGUGAAAGAUUUGUCAUUUUUCAAUUUCAUCAUAUGAAUGAUCUAUUUGUUGAUCUUUUUUUCAAAGCGUUGUAAUUGCCAAUUGAAUAACUUGAUAUAGAACGUAUAUAUAAACCAUAUACAUGAUUUGUUUUAUACAUAAUUGUAAAGUAGCUUACGGGUGAUGAGGCCCGACAUCUAGUGAUACUAGACAAAUCCUGUAAAUCUGGAUGACAAACGGGCAGGUGUUUUGAGUUUUUCCCCAGAAGGAGAGUUAUCUCAGUUUCUCCACGGCCAGUAACAAAUUAAACAAUUGAAUUUA